Molecule: messenger RNA, 2700 nt
Organism: Lolium perenne
Lineage: Eukaryota; Viridiplantae; Streptophyta; Magnoliopsida; Poales; Poaceae
Product: subtilisin-like protease SBT5.3
Biological process (GO): proteolysis
Molecular function (GO): serine-type endopeptidase activity
Source: RefSeq, a predicted model, not a curated record
ACACGGUCCUCCUGCCUCACUCACACCGCCUCCACUCCUCCUUUAUAGCCAGCUUCCUGCCACACUCACCGAUCGUUCCUCCCGUACGUGCACCUGGGCAUGGAGACCGGCACGGCGGCGGCGGCUGAGUCCACGCGCCGGAUCCUCCUCACACUAGCAGCUUCCUUCUUCCUCUGCUCGCUGCUGCAGGGCGCUCCGCGCGCGCUCGCCUCCGGGACGCAGCAGUCGUCGUCGUCGGGGUACAUCGUGUACCUCGGCGGCCGCUCCCAUGGCCUCGGCGUGUCGACAGAGGCGGUCACCGAGUCGCACUACGACAUCCUUGGCUCCGUCUUAGGAGACCGUGAGAUGGCGCGCAACGCCAUCUUCUACUCCUACACCAAGAACAUCAACGGCUUCGCCGCCAACCUCGAUCCCGGCGUCGCCGCAGCCAUCGCCGAGCGCCCCGACGUGGUCUCGGUGUUCCCUAACAGAGGCCUCACGAUGCAGACGACGAGGUCCUGGGAGUUCCUUGGUCUCGAGAGAGCCGGCGAGGUCCCGAAGUGGUCGGCGUGGGAGGUGGCCAGGUACGGCGAGGACGUCAUCAUCGGAAACCUCGACUCGGGCGUGUGGCCGGAGUCGCUCAGCUUCAACGACGGCGAGAUGGGAGCGAUUCCGGACACCUGGAAGGGGAUCUGCCAGAACGAGCACGACCCCCAGUUCCAAUGCAACAGCAAGCUCAUCGGGGCGCGCUACUUCAACAAGGGGUACGCGUCGGCGGCCGGCGCGCCCCUCGGCGACAGGCAGAACACGCCGCGAGACGACGACGGCCACGGGUCGCACACGCUGGCCACGGCGGGCGGCUCCUCCGUGCGCGGCGCCAACGCCUUCGGCUACGGCAACGGCACGGCCAGGGGCGGCUCCCCGCUCGCGCGCGUGGCGGCGUACCGCGUCUGCUUCACCCCGGAAGUGAACGACACCCAGUGCUUCGACGCCGACAUCCUGGCCGCCUUCGAGGCCGCCAUCGCCGACGGCGUGCACAUCAUCACGGCGUCCCUGGGCGGCGACCCCAGGGAUUUCCUCGAGGAUGCCGUGGCCAUCGGGUCGCUCCACGCCGUCAAGGCCGGCAUCACCGUGGUGUGCUCCGCCGGCAACAACGGGCCGGACUUCGGCACCGUCAACAACCUCGCGCCGUGGGUCGUCACCGUCGCCGCAAGCACCACCGACAGGGGCUUCACGGCCUACCUCGUCUUCAACAAAACUAGGGUCGGAGGGCAGAGCCUGUCGGAGACGUCGCUGCGAGGGAAGAUGUUCUACCCCAUGAUCGUCGCCACCGACGCCGUCGCUCCCAACAGCACGGUCGAUGACGCUCGGCUGUGCAAGCUGGAAACCCUGGACGCGGCCAAGGUGAGGGGGAAAAUCGUCGUGUGUGUCAAAGGAGCCAACCGCAGGAUAGAGAAGGGCGAGGUCGUCCGGCGAGCCGGCGGCGUCGGGAUGGUCCUCGUUAACGACGAGGACAGCGGGAGCACCGUCACCGCCGACGCGCACAUCCUCCCGGCCCUGCACAUCAGCUACACCGACGGGCUCGCGCUCUUGGCCUACAUCAAAUCCACCCCGACGCCGUCUGGCUUCAUCACCAAGGCGAGGACGGUGGUCGGCAUGACGCCGGCGCCUAUCAUGGCCGAUUUCUCGUCUCAGGGGCCCAACAUCCUCAACCGGCAGAUCCUGAAGCCAGACGUGACGGCGCCGGGGGUGAGCAUCAUCGCCGCGUGGAGCGGCCAGGCGGCGCCGUCAGACCGCCCCUGGGACCCGCGCCGCGUCGCCUUCAACGCCAUAUCCGGCACGUCCAUGUCGACGCCGCACGUGGCCGGCAUCGCCGGCCUCGUCAGGACCGUCCACCCCGACUGGAGCCCCGCCGCCAUCAAGUCGGCCAUCAUGACCACCGCGACCGACCUGGACAUGGAGAAGCGGCCGAUCCUGGACCCGUUCCUGGAGAAGGCCACGCCCUUCGCCUACGGCUCCGGCCACGUCUUCCCGGCCCGCGCGCUCGACCCGGGCCUCGUCUACGACGCCUCCACCGCCGACUACCUCGGCUUCCUUUGCACGCUCGGGUACAACGCCACAGCCAUGGAACUCUUCAACGGGGUGCCCUACCAGUGCCCGGCGUCCCCCGUCGCCGUGCAGGACCUCAACUACCCGACCUUCACCAUCCCGGCCCUCGCCGAGCCGAGGACGGUGCGCCGCAGGGUCACGAACGUCGGCCCGGCGCAGCAAACCACAUACACGGCCGCCGUCGUGGAGCCCGUGGGGGUGCAGGUGACGGUGACGCCGCCGACGCUGGCGUUCGGGGCAGUGGGCGAGGAGAAGGAGUUCCACGUGACCUUCGCGGAGAAGGUCCCCGUCGUGCCCAGGCCGGAGGGCGCCGGCGGGUACGCGUUCGGUGCUCUUGUUUGGUCCGACGGGACCGGCAACCACCAGGUGCGGAGUCCUCUGCUCGUCCAAAGGCCCAGGAUCGUAUGAAGAAGGUCAUAGGAUUAGGAGAUCGAGAGGUUUUUCUUUUUCUUUUCGAGCUUAGGCAGGUUUUGGUUAAUUAGGAAGUAAUCAGAUCAGAUAGGGAGAGGAAGAAAAGAAUUACUCUUGUGGUGGUUUUGGUAAUUAGCAUCUGUGGCACGUUUGAAUCCAUACAUGAUACAGCUAUUGAAUAACAUGGAUAUAAUGGAUUUA